Molecule: messenger RNA, 795 nt
Organism: Ordospora pajunii
Lineage: Eukaryota; Fungi; Microsporidia; Ordosporidae
Exons: 1
Coding region: 1-795 (264 amino acids)
Molecular function (GO): catalytic activity
Source: RefSeq, a predicted model, not a curated record
AUGCAUGGAUCACUGGCAGGCGAGUGGAAUAGAUUGAAAACAGUGGAGGAAGAGCGUUCGGUUGAAUUAAUGGAUGGAUAUGCAGUAAGAACAUUGAAACGUGACAUAAAACAGUAUCUGGGAUGCCUAGAGUAUAGAAGUAUCCCGUUUCAUCUCAAGAGAAUCAAGGCCUCCGGCAGCAUGCUUUUGGUACUAGUUGAUCUAAUAGAUAGCCAUGAUCCAAUUGAGAAUGUUAGAAGGCUUGUCUGCCAGAUGGUUAGAGAUGGAUUUGGAGACGGUUGUGCAUGCCCAGAUGAGCUGAUUGAAACAGUGUGUGUUCCCAGGUUCCAGCCAAUAACCGAUGAGCAAUACUACAGAAGUGCGUUCGUAUGGCCAUGCAAUAAACUCAAUAAAGCCAAAGAGAGCCUGGAUAUGGUAUAUAUUCAAGCAAUGAUGGAUGCAUUAAGUAUGCAGCAUCACAACACAGAGAUAGAGUGCAGUAAGGCAUGCUUGAUAGCAGAUGGAUGCAAUAGUGUCUGUAUUCAUGGUGAUACCGACAAUCAUCUUGGCCAUUCUAUAUUUAAGGCAGUCGAUGAAGUUAGCAAGUCACAGGUCUCGUAUCUGUGCACAGGCCUUGAUGCAUUCUUGCUCAACGAGCCUUGCUUGUCAUGCUCAAUGGCUCUUGUGCAUGGACGCAUCAGAAGAGUAUUCUGUGCCAACCAGAGUGCAGAUGGACCGUUCUCUCUUCUCAAGAUCAACUAUAACAAAAGCCUUAACCACAGAUACCCUGUGUAUUUCAUGCCACGAUCAGAAUAA